AUGAAGGACAAACAGAAGAGGAAGAAGGAGCGCACGUGGGCCGAGGCCGCGCGCCUGGUACUGGAAAACUAUUCGGAUGCUCCAAUGACACCCAAACAGAUUCUGCAGGUCAUAGAGGCAGAAGGACUAAAGGAAAUGAGGUUUGUAUGGCUCUUUGGGACAUCCCCUCUUGCAUGUCUUAAUGCCAUGCUACAUUCCAAUUCCAGAGGAGGAGAGGGAUUAUUUUAUAAACUACCUGGCCGAAUCAGCCUUUUUACACUCAAGAAGGAUGCCUUGCAGUGGUCUCGCAGUCCAGCCGUGGUGGAGGGAGAGGAGCCAGAGGACACAGCUGAUGUGGAGAGCUGUGGGUCUAACGAAACCAGCACUGUGAGUGGUGAAAACGAUGUUUCUCUCGAUGAAACGUCCUCUAAUGCUUCCUGUUCUACGGAAUCUCAGAGUCGGCCUCUUUCCAACCCCAAGGACAGCUACAGAGCUUCCUCACAGGCAAACAAGCAGAAGAAAAAGACAGGGGUAAUGCUGCCUCGAGUUGUCCUGACUCCUCUGAAGGUAAACGGGGCCCACGUGGAAUCAGCAUCAGGGUUCUCGGGCCGCCACGCCGAUGGCGAGAGCGGCAGCCCGUCCAGCAGCAGCGGCGGCUCUCCGGCCCUGGGCAGCGCUGCUAUCCGUGGCCAGGCCGAGCUCGCCCGGGACCCUGCCCCGCUCCUGAGAGGCUUCCGGAAGCCAGCCACAGGUCAAAUGAAGCGCAACAGAGGGGAAGAGAUAGAUUUUGAGACGCCUGGGUCCAUUCUUGUCAACACCAACCUCCGGGCCCUGAUCAACUCGCGGACCUUCCAUGCCCUGCCGUCCCACUUCCAGCAGCAGCUCCUCUUCCUCCUGCCAGAAGUAGACAGACAGGUGGGGACUGAUGGCCUCUUACGUCUCAGCAGUAGUGCACUGAACAAUGAGUUUUUCACCCACGCAGCUCAGAGCUGGAGGGAACGCCUGGCCGAUGGUGAAUUUACUCAUGAGAUGCAGGUCAGGAUACGACAAGAAAUGGAGAAGGAAAAGAAAGUGGAACAAUGGAAAGAAAAGUUUUUCGAAGACUACUAUGGACAGAAGUUGGGUUUAACCAAAGAAGAAUCCUUGCAGCAGAAUGUGGGCCAGGAGGAGGCUGAAAUCAAGAGUGACCUGCACGUCUCAGAGUCAGCACGACCGCAGCGGGGCCCGGCCACCCGGCAGCGAGAUGGGCAUUUCAAGAAACGCUCUCGGCCAGAUCUUCGAACCAGAGCCCGAAGGAAUCUGUACAAAAGACAGGAGCCAGAAGAAGCAGAGAUCGCUAAAGACACACAGUCUGUGGCACCAGACAUCCCCCUCCACAAGGACGGAGAGGCUAAGACCGACGCAGCAGGGGUGGACAGCCCCCACCCACCUGGCAUGUCCUCCGCAGCAGCCAACCCAGAGAGUCCCGAAUUCCCAGCGGAAACUGUGGCCUCCCGGCUCCAGCCCAGUCCCAACGACCCAGCACGUGUCUCCGUGUCUCCAGACAGAAUUCCCAGCUUGCCGCAGGAGACCGUGGAUCAGGAACCCAAGGAUCAGAAGAGGAAAUCCUUUGAGCAGGCAACCUCUGCCUCCUUUCCCGAAAAGAAGCCCCGGCUUGAAGAUCGUCAGUCCUUUCGUAACACAAUUGAAAGUGUUCACCCCGAAAAGCCACAGCCCACCAAAGAGGAGCCCAAAGUCCCGCCCAUCCGGAUUCAACUUUCACGUAUCAAACCACCCUGGGUGGUUAAAGGUCAGCCCGCUUACCAGAUAUGUCCCCGCAUCGUCCCCAUCACGGAGUCCUCCUGCCGGGGCUGGACUGGUGCCAGGACCCUUGCAGACAUUAAAGCCCGUGCUCUGCAGGUCCGAGGGGCGAGAGGCCACCACUGCCAUCGAGAGGCGGCCACCACUGCCAUCGGAGGUGGGGGUGGCCCGGGUGGAGGUGGCGGCGGGGCCACCGACGAGGGAGGCGGCAGAGGCGGCGGCAGUGGUGAUGGUGGUGCGGCCCGUGGCCACCCUGAGCCCCGGGGAGCCCCGGGUGCCCCUGGAGAGUGUGCGUCAGAUCUACAGCGAACACAACUACUGCCGUCUUGUCCUGUAAAUGGGGAUCAUGCCCAGGCUGAAACUGCCACGCCCAGAGCCAGGAGAGAGGACCUGGCUUCUCUCAGAAAGGAGACAAGCUGUCCACUGCAGAGGGUCCCAGAUGGCCCCAGCAGCGGGCUGGAAGAUGCCUCCCGACUCCCCAUUGCACCCGCUCGGGACCCGCCAUGCCAGGCUCUGCCCCCACUGCCCUCUAGAAUCCCGGAACCUGAGAGGUUAGUUGAGCAGCUUGUGUUGCAUCCAGAAGGUAGAACUGAAUGUGAGUCUGCUACCACUGCCUGGGAAAGGGGUGAUGAGGAGCCAGCACUUGCGAUCCCCUCAGAGGACAGUCCUGGUCGGGCUCUGGCGGGGCCUGUUGGAGUAGAAGAAGGAACUGGCCAGGCUCCAGACAGUGGCAGUAAUCCCACCAUGAAGGAUCCUGUUAACAUGAUCCCCAGUUCCAUCCCCGAAUCAUCCUUGGCCAGUUGCCUGCAGGACAGACCAUUUGAUGAUGAAUCGGAACUUGGUGACUCGGGCCCACCCACAAGGGAAAGUGCUUCUAGACAGGAAAACUUGAAAAUGGAGGCUCCUGUCUCCCCUGGUGCUGCUCCUUGGAGGCCUGGCCUCCAAGGAGCAAAUGACGAGGCAGGGGGACAGCCUGAACCCGACUCCAGAGAAGAGGUCCCAUCCGUUAAGUCCCAGGUCAGAGAGGAGUGGGGGAAAGUGGCCACCCUCAUCCCGGCAUCACCUGUGGGCCUGACGGUGGAGGAGGGUCUGGAUCCCCCCGGCCACUUGGCUUCACUCUGGACAGUGCACUCCGGCUGUGUUGACAGCAGCGGCAGCGACUGCAGACAGCUGGAAGGUGAAAAGCCCAGAAUCAGUGGAGACUCGGAAGCUCUGAGUCCUCACGGCGAGUCCACAGACACUGCCUCUGACUUUGAAGGCCACUUCUCCGAGGACAGCAGUGAGCCUGAGCCUAGUGAAACCUUGGGGCCGAAGAGGUCCUCAGCAGUAGAGCAGGGUGAGAAACACAAUUGGAACCGCUGUGCCUCGCUCUCCAAGGUGAAUGGUGACCUGAAUCUGGUCACCAGGACAGAUGGGAUGGUUGCUCCUCAGAGCUGGGUGUCUCGAGUAUGUGCAGUUCCCCCAAAGAUCCCGGACUCCCUGCUGCUGGCCAGUCCCGAGUACCAGCCGAGGCCUGUGUCCCUGGCCAGGCCUGUGUCCUCAGUGGAGGCUGCUAACCCCCUGGUGAUGCAGUUGCUGCAGGGCCACUUGCCCCUCAAGAAGGUUCUCCCUCCAGCCCACGGCAGCAGCAAACCCGAACCCCCACGACUCCCGCUUACAGCAGAGCAGAGCCCUGGUGGCUCCCUGGGGUUGGGGUCAUUGCAGGAUCCUGGGGAGAACAGGUGCGAAGUUGGCAAGAGCAGUCCAGAGUCUCUGCUACCUGAGAGCUGUGAAGCAAGUACCGGCUUUGCCCGGCUGGAGCCCAGCCAGGCUCCUGGGGCGCCCCUCAAGAUGUCCAAGAACGCUCUGAGUUUAGACUUCCUAUAUCCAGUGACCAAUCCAGUGGCUGCCUCUGGGAAAGCAGAAGUGGAUUUCAAAGAGCAGUUACCUCCCUUCAGUUUUGAAGAUCAGAAGGAAGACCGUGACCUGACCCAGUGCAGUAUUUCAAGUGCUGCCCCAAGUGUGAGUCCGGGAAAUCUCACUACCUCGAGAGCCCCUCUUUUCUCAUCUCCAAAUGCGGUCUCCUCGGGUCCUGAUCAGGCAGGUCGGGCCCUGGGGGAUCAGAACAGUGCGGGAGGUCAAGGGAAGAAGCUCUUUGGCUCCAAGAACAUGGCUGCAGCCCUUCAGUGCCCCCGGCUGGUGGAGCCGACACCACUGCCUGCGGAGGCCCCUCCCGCUUUUCCCAAUAGGAAGUCAGGGCCAGGCAAAACCUCUCUGUCUGGUGGGAUGCAGACUGCCAGGGAAGACUGUGCCCCAAAGCCACCGCCUGCUUCUGUUGGCAGCAUCAAGAGCGAGAAGACUCUUGGUGGAGGACCUCUCAAGGCGGAUGCAGAGAACAGAAAGGCAGCGGGGCCUGGUCCCCGGGAGCUGGUGGAUCACUUGCAAGGGAUGCCCUUUGUCCUUGAUUUGCCCUUCUGGAAAUUGCCCCGGGAGCCUGGGAAAGGGCUCAGUCAGCCUCUGGAGCCUUCUUCCAUCCCCUCCCAACUCAACAUCAAGCAGGCGUUUUAUGGGAAGCUUUCCAAACUCCAGCUAAGUUCCACCAGCUUUAAUUAUUCCUCCGGCUCCCCCCCCUUUCCCAAAGGCCUGGCCGGAAGUGUGGUGCAGCUGAGCCACAAAGCGAACUUUGGGGCGAGCCGCAGCGCAUCGCUGUCCUUGCAGAUGUUCGCCGACAGCGGCGCGGUGGAGAGCAUCUCGCUGCAGUGCGCCUGCAGCCUGAAGGCCAUGAUCAUGUGCCAGGGCUGCGGCGCCUUCUGUCACGAUGACUGUAUUGGACCCUCAAAGCUCUGUGUAUUGUGCCUUGUGGUGAGAUAA
This is a messenger RNA of Rangifer tarandus platyrhynchus (Svalbard reindeer), 4629 nucleotides long. NCBI's taxonomy places the organism in Eukaryota, Metazoa, Chordata, Mammalia, Artiodactyla, Cervidae. The record is from the annotation of a GenBank genome assembly.